AUGCGAGGGUACACUGUUACCCCUCGAGUGGCCCCUGUGUGCGGAGGCAUCGACUUAAUUAUCGAAGGAAUCGACAAUCAAAGCUUGAAGAGACAGGAGAAGACGACUCUGCUGGCUAUUGAAGGCUCAAGACAACGGCACAUAUGUUCCACAAUUCAACAUCCGAAAAUCCCCAAUGCCGUAGUCUGCGCUGUUCCAGAGCACGAGCCUGCCGAGGAAUGCAGCUUAUCACUAAUCUUCUUCGGGACAGUCAACGAGUGCAUCGAAAUCAUUCCUAUCGGUAGACUCAAGUAUCAAACUGAUCAGACUCAACUUUUGGCAGUUUAUCUCGCCAAGUCCGUGCAUGACGUGGAAUCACUGGAAGAUUGGGAUGAAAUACGUGGCACUGGAUUUUCACUCUGCGACGAAGAUUUCGCGACGCUAGACGAUCGCCUCUGCGCCGCUUUUCAUCACCUUCUUUUGCUUCGGGAUGCGAAAAUUAUUAGAUAA
This is a messenger RNA of Oikopleura dioica, 489 nucleotides long. The record is from the annotation of a GenBank genome assembly. Lineage: Eukaryota; Metazoa; Chordata; Appendicularia; Copelata; Oikopleuridae.